This is a messenger RNA of Mytilus californianus (California mussel), 1493 nucleotides long. RefSeq names its product putative Dol-P-Glc:Glc(2)Man(9)GlcNAc(2)-PP-Dol alpha-1,2-glucosyltransferase. Gene Ontology annotation, biological process: protein N-linked glycosylation; dolichol-linked oligosaccharide biosynthetic process. Gene Ontology annotation, molecular function: dolichyl pyrophosphate Glc2Man9GlcNAc2 alpha-1,2-glucosyltransferase activity. Bases 15 to 1472 code for a protein of 485 amino acids. Gene Ontology annotation, cellular component: endoplasmic reticulum. The transcript has 3 exons. The record is from RefSeq and is a predicted model, not a curated record. NCBI's taxonomy places the organism in Eukaryota, Metazoa, Mollusca, Bivalvia, Mytilida, Mytilidae.
UUGAUUGUUGCAUCAUGAACUUCCCAGUGGCUCUGGCCUUUCUUGUAUUAUUGUUUUCAAUAAGCUUUUUUGUCAUUCACAAUGAACAGACUGAUCCAUACAUGGAUGAGAUUUUUCAUGUUCCUCAAGCAAAACAAUAUUGUCAAGGAAAUUUUAGCCAUUGGGAUCCAAUGAUUACUACCUUACCUGGCCUCUAUUUGAUGUCUGUAGGUAUUCUGGUACCUCUAGGAAAAGCUCUUGGUGUUGAGACUGAUCAUGUGUGCUCGGUGUUAUGGCUAAGAUCUGUUAACCUCCUUUUUGCCAUUGGAAACUUUUAUGUAAUAUACACAAUUAUGUGUAAAUUACACAAAAAAGAAAAGAUAGAGCCAAAGAUUGCUGUGACAGCUUUGACAUUAAGUCUUCUCCCUUUGUUGUUCUUCUUCAACUUCCUGUAUUACACAGAUGUUGGAUCAACAUUUUUUGUCUUGUUUAUGUAUUUGCUUCAUCUCCAAGGCAACAAAGCGCCGGCUUCAAUAGUUGGAAUAAUUGCCAUAAUGUUCAGACAAACUAAUAUCAUUUGGGUAGUAUUUAUUGCUGGUCUAACUGCAAGACAAGUUAUUGUUGAUUGGUUUAAAGAAAAAAGUGGGAAUAGUUACCAAAGAAAAUCUAUAAAGGAACAUUCAAAUCCAUCUUCAGCAGCAAAGUCAAGCAGGGAGGAUGAUGUUACCUUAUUCAAGAUAGUAGAUCUACUAUUAAAACCACCACAAAACAAAGAACUUAAUUUAAUCUAUUUGAUAUUUCGCAUUGUUAAAUCAAGUGCAUGUCACAUUAUGAUUAUUUUAGGAUUUUCAGUAUUUGUGUAUGUAAACCAAGGCAUUGUAGUAGGUGAUAGAAGUCACCAUACAGCUUGCCUAAACUUCCCCCAGUUAUUUUACUUCAUAUCAUUCACUUCAGUAUUUGCAUUCUCAUACAUUUUGACACCAGGAAAAGUCUAUAAUUUUCUUACAUGUUUUAAUAAAAUUUCAAGCUAUGUGAAAGCUUUGAUAUUUAUAACUAUUUCUUUUCUUUUGAUUCAUAAUUUUACAUAUGUUCAUCUUUAUUCAUUAUCAGAUAAUAGACAUUAUACAUUUUAUAUUUGGGCAAGACUUUAUAGUAGACAUUAUUUGGUCAAAUAUCUUCUCAUUCCUGUGUAUAUGUAUUCAUACUGGUCAUUUUCAACAUUGUUUAAUACAAAUUCACAUACAGAUGAAAUAUGGAAAAUUGUAUUUGGCAUAUGUUUAAUUGCAGCAACUGUGCCACAGAAAUUACUUGAAUUUAGAUAUUUUAUUAUUCCAUAUUUGAUUUUCCGUCUUAAUAUUAGGCCUGGUUUCUGGGUACAGUUAUGGACCGAAGCUAUGUUAUAUAUGGUAGUUAAUUUUUUAACAGUGUACUUGUUUGUAAAUAAACCAUUUAAAUGGGAGAAUUCUCCUGAUGUACAAAGAUUUAUUUGGUAAAAUAAAGCAUGAUCUGAUUUA